Acanthoscelides obtectus is the source of this 297-nucleotide messenger RNA. NCBI's taxonomy places the organism in Eukaryota, Metazoa, Arthropoda, Insecta, Coleoptera, Chrysomelidae. The record is from the annotation of a GenBank genome assembly.
AUGGAAGCAACCAAGAAUGAUUUAGAUGACGUUGCAGUCCUUCAUAAUGAUUUGGAAGCAAUUAUAGCUGAUCUGGAAGGCGACGGAAUUCAACUGGCUCAGAUGACAACCGACAUAGAACUCGAGAUCAUUAAAAUUAGACCUGCUAAAGCUGCCGUGGUAGAAAAUACAACGGAUAAACCUACAACAACGGUUCCAGCAAUGAAGGUUCACACGUCGCCUUCAAAAUCGUUGAACCAGACGAAGCAUGUAUUUGAAAAAACAAAAAACCACCAAGCAGCCGAACAGUCAAACUGA